This is a messenger RNA of Hipposideros armiger (great roundleaf bat), 14380 nucleotides long. It is a transcript of the gene RYR3, whose product is annotated as ryanodine receptor 3. Gene Ontology annotation, molecular function: protein binding; ryanodine-sensitive calcium-release channel activity; calcium ion binding. NCBI's taxonomy places the organism in Eukaryota, Metazoa, Chordata, Mammalia, Chiroptera, Hipposideridae. Gene Ontology annotation, biological process: striated muscle contraction; release of sequestered calcium ion into cytosol by sarcoplasmic reticulum; intracellular calcium ion homeostasis. Gene Ontology annotation, cellular component: calcium channel complex; smooth endoplasmic reticulum; sarcoplasmic reticulum membrane. The record is from RefSeq and is a predicted model, not a curated record. Bases 1 to 13482 code for a protein of 4493 amino acids. The transcript has 96 exons.
AUGAAGGAACUGGAACUCUUGAUGAAGAAGAGUGAGAAUAGUGAUAGUAAGAGAAUGAGAAAGCAAGAAAGAGAAGAUUGGGUUCACAGAGAAGAUGAAGUGGUUCUCCAGUGCAUCGCGAACGUUCACAAGGAGCAAAGGAAGUUCUGCUUGGCAGCUGAAGGGCUCGGGAAUCGCCUGUGCUUCUUGGAACCCACGUCAGAAGCCAAGUACGUUCCUCCAGAUCUCUGCGUCUGCAAUUUUGUGCUGGAACAGUCCCUGUCUGUUAGAGCCCUGCAGGAAAUGCUCGCCAACACAGGUGAAGAUGGCGGCGAAGGGGCAGCACAAGGGGGUGGCCACAGGACCCUGCUGUAUGGCCACGCGAUUCUCCUACGACACUCUUUCAGCGGAAUGUAUCUAACAUGUUUGACUACAUCAAGAUCCCAGACAGAUAAACUUGCCUUUGAUGUAGGUCUACGGGAACAUGCCUCAGGAGAAGCCUGUUGGUGGACCAUGCAUCCUGCUUCCAAACAGCGGUCUGAGGGAGAAAAAGUCCGAAUUGGAGAUGACCUCAUCCUCGUCAGCGUGUCCUCUGAAAGAUACCUUCAUCUCUCAGUAUCAAAUGCUACCAUACAAGUGGAUGCCUCCUUUAUGCAGACACUCUGGAAUGUACAUCCUACGUGCUCAGGAAGUGGCAUCGAAGAAGGAUACCUACUUGGUGGGCAUGUAGUGCGUCUUUUCCAUGGUCAUGAUGAGUGUUUGACGAUACCAUCUACAGACCAGAAUGAUUCCCAGUACAGUAUCGUGUUCCUUGUUGGCGUGCUUGAGGGAGGUUACAUCCAUGCGGAGUGCUGGAGUGGCAGUAACAUAAGAUGGGGCCAGGCUUUCCGACUACGGCAUCUCACCACUGGCCACUACCUGGCCUCGACAGAGGACCAAGGCCUUAUACUGCAAGACCGGGGAAAGUCAGACACCAAGUCCACAGCCUUCUCUUUCAGGGCAUCAAAGGAAAUCAAGGAGAAACUGGAUUCCAAUCACAAGCGAGAUGUCGAUGGCAUGGGAGUUCCAGAAAUCAAGUAUGGCGAUUCUGUCUGCUUUGUCCAGCACAUAGCCAGUGGUCUGUGGGUGACCUACAAAGCCCAGGAUGCCAAGACAUCCCGCCUCGGACCUCUGAAAAGAAAGGUCAUACUCCAUCAGGAAGGCCACAUGGAUGAUGGAUUAAUGCUGCAGAGAUGCCAGCGUGAGGAGUCCCAGGCUGCUCGGAUCAUCCGGAACACAACUGCCUUAUUCAGCCAGUUUGUAAGUGGAAACAAUCGCACAGCUGCCCCUGUCACCCUGCCAAUAGAAGAGGUCCUGCAGACCCUACAGGACUUAAUCGCCUAUUUCCAGCCCCCAGAGGAAGAGAUGCAGCAUGAAGACAAGCAGAACAAGCUCCGCUCACUCAAAAACAGACAGAAUCUUUUCAAGGAAGAGGGAAUGUUGGCCCUUGUGUUAAAUUGCAUCGAUCGCUUAAAUAUCUACAACAGCGUAGCCCACUUCGCAGGAAUUGCCAGGGAAGAGAGUGGCAUGGCCUGGAAAGAAAUCCUGAACCUCCUGUACAAAUUGCUGGCUGCCCUCAUUCGUGGAAACAGAAACAAUUGCACUCAAUUCUCCAAUAACCUGGAUUGGCUAAUCAGCAAAUUGGACAGACUAGAAUCUUCCUCAGGUAUCUUGGAAGUUUUGCACUGCAUCCUGAUUGAAAGCCCAGAAGCCUUAAAUCUGAUAGCAGAGGGCCACAUCAAGUCCAUCAUCUCCCUGUUGGAUAAACAUGGGCGGAAUCACAAGGUUCUAGAUGUGCUGUGCUCCCUCUGUCUCUGCAAUGGGGUCGCCGUGAGAGCCAACCAGAACCUGAUCUGUGACAACUUGCUUCCCCGGAGAAACCUGCUCCUGCAGACACGGCUGAUUAACGACGUGACAAGUGUUCGGCCAAAUGUCUUCCUGGGAGUUGCUGAAGGCUCAGCGCAGUAUAAGAAGUGGUACUUCGAGCUCAUUAUUGACCAGGUGGAGCCCUUUCUAAUGGCAGAGCCCACACACCUGCGGGUGGGCUGGGCCUCUUCGUCAGGCUAUGCUCCAUACCCCGGAGGCGGAGAAGGGUGGGGAGGCAACGGCGUUGGUGAUGACCUGUACUCCUAUGGCUUUGAUGGACUCCACCUUUGGUCAGGCCGCAUUCCCAGAGCCGUGGCCUCCAUCAACCAGCACCUUCUGAAAUCGGACGACGUGGUGAGCUGCUGCCUGGACCUUGGAGUGCCCAGUAUUUCUUUCCGCAUCAACGGGCAGCCUGUGCAGGGGAUGUUUGAGAACUUCAGCACAGAUGGGCUCUUCUUCCCUGUGGUGAGCUUUUCAGCAGGUGUCAAAGUACGUUUCCUGAUGGGUGGACGUCAUGGAGAAUUCAAGUUUCUGCCUCCCUCGGGCUAUGCCCCUUGUUAUGAAGCCUUACUUCCCAAAGAAAAGAUGAGAUUGGAGCCUGUCAAAGAAUAUAAACGUGAUGCUGAAGGCAUCAGAGAUCUGUUGGGCACCACCCAGUUCCUCUCCCAAGCCUCUUUCAUCCCAUGCCCCAUAAACACCAGUCAGGUUGUCUUGCCAUCUCACCUAGAGAAGAUCCGAGACAGACUAGCUGAAAACAUCCACGAGCUUUGGGGAAUGAAUAAAAUAGAGCUUGGCUGGACUUUUGGCAAGAUACGGGAUGACAAUAAAAGACAACACCCCUGCCUUGUGGAGUUUUCCAAGCUGCCCGAAACUGAGAAGAAUUAUAACCUACAAAUGUCAACUGAAACCUUAAAGACCCUCCUGGCCUUGGGAUGCCACAUCGCUCAUGUUAAUCCAGCUGCUGAAGAGGCUCUCAAGAAGGUCAAACUGUCCAAAAACUACAUGAUGUCCAAUGGCUAUAAGCCGGCCCCUUUGGAUCUGUCUGAUGUGAAGCUGUUACCUCCUCAGGAAAUUUUAGUGGAUAAGCUGGCAGAAAAUGCACAUAAUGUUUGGGCAAAAGACAGAAUAAAACAAGGAUGGACCUAUGGCAUUCAACAGGAUUUGAAGAACAAAAGAAACCCCCGUCUGGUGCCAUAUGCAUUACUGGAUGAGCGUACCAAGAAGUCCAACAGGGACAGUCUUCGUGAAGCUGUUCGGACAUUUGUUGGUUAUGGCUAUAACAUCGAGCCAUCAGACCAAGAACUAGCUGACCCAGCUAUGGAGAAAGUCAGCAUAGACAAGAUUCGAUUUUUCCGGGUAGAACAGUCUUAUGCGGUGAGAUCUGGAAAGUGGUAUUUUGAGUUUGAGGUGGUGACCGAAGGAGACAUGCGUGUUGGCUGGGCCAGGCCAGGCUGUCGGCCUGACAUUGAGCUGGGGGCCGAUGACCAAGCCUUUGUGUUUGAAGGCAGCAGGGGCCAGUGUUGGCAUCAAGGGAGUGGGUAUUUUGGACGUACCUGGCAGCCAGGAGAUGUAGUUGGAUGUAUGAUUAACCUGGAUGAUGCUUCAAUGAUCUUCACACUUAACGGGGAGCUGCUGAUCACCAACAAAGGCUCUGAACUCGCCUUCGCUGAUUAUGAAAUUGAAAAUGGCUUUGUGCCCAUCUGCUCUCUGGGACUGUCUCAGAUCGGCCGCAUGAAUCUCGGGAUGGACGCCAGUACCUUCAAGUUUUAUACCAUGUGUGGCCUCCAAGAGGGCUUUGAGCCUUUUGCUGUCAACAUGAACCGAGAUGUUGCCAUGUGGUUCAGCAAGCGCCUCCCAACAUUUGUCAACGUGCCAAAGGAUCAUCCGCAUAUAGAGGUCGUGAGGAUUGAUGGCACCAUAGACAGCCCUCCAUGCCUCAAGGUGACCCACAAGACGUUUGGCACACAGAAUAGCAAUGCCAACAUGAUCUACUGCCGCCUAAGCAUGCCCAUCGAGUGCCACUCUUCCUUCAGCCACAGCCCCUGUCUGGACAGUGAUGCUUUCCAGAAAAGGAAACAGAUGCACGAAAUCCUCUCUCAAACAACAACACAGUGCUACUACGCAAUCCGCAUCUUUGCUGGACAGGACCCCUCCUGUGUCUGGGUUGGAUGGGUGACUCCCGACUAUCACUUAUACAGUGAGAAGUUUGAUCUGAGUAAAAACUGUACGGUGACUGUUACUCUGGGGGAUGAACGCGGCCGUGUCCAUGAAAGUGUAAAGCGCAGCAACUGCUACAUGGUCUGGGGUGGGGACAUUGUGGCCACUUCCCAACGGUCAAGUCGCAGCAACGUGGACCUGGAGAUCGGCUGCCUUGUGGACCUGGCAAUGGGCAUGCUGUCAUUCUCGGCCAAUGGGAGAGAACUCGGCACCUGCUACCAGGUGGAGCCCAAUACAAAAGUGUUUCCGGCAGUCUUCCUGCAGCCUACAAGCACUUCUUUGUUUCAGUUUGAACUUGGGAAGCUGAAGAAUGCAAUGCCCCUGUCGGCAGCCAUAUUUAAGAGUGAGGAAAAGAACCCAGUCCCACAGUGUCCGCCGCGGCUGGACGUCCAGACCAUCCAGCCAGUGCUCUGGAGCCGCAUGCCCAGCAGCUUCCUGAAGGUGGAGACAGAGCGGGUGAGCGAGCGCCACGGCUGGGUGGUGCAGUGCCUGGAGCCCCUGCAGAUGAUGGCACUCCACAUCCCCGAGGAGAACAGGUGUGUGGAUAUCCUGGAGCUCUGUGAGCAGGAGGACCUGCUGCAGUUCCACUACCACACGCUGCGACUCUACAGCGCCGUAUGUGCCCUGGGGAACAGCCGAGUAGCCUACGCCCUGUGCAGCCACGUGGACCUCUCCCAGCUCUUCUAUGCCAUUGAUAACAAGUACCUCCCUGGCCUGCUUCGGUCUGGUUUCUAUGACCUGCUCAUCAGCAUCCAUUUGGCCAACGCUAAGGAGAGAAAGCUGAUGAUGAAGAAUGAGUAUAUCAUCCCCAUUACCAGCACCACCAGGAGAAUCCGCCUGUACCCAGACAAGUCCAAGAGGCAUGGGCUGCCUGCAGUCGGCCUGAGAACAUGCCUCAAGCCAGGGUUCAGGUUCUCCACCCCUUGCGUUGUCAUGACCAGUGAGGAGCACCAGAAGCAGAGCCCCGAGAUUCCCUUGGAGAUUCUCAGGACAAAGGCACUGAGCAUGCUGAGAGAGGCUGUGCAGUGCAGCGGGGCACACAUCCGGGACCCUGUUGGGGGCUCUGUGGAGUUCCAGUUUGUGCCUGUGCUGAAGCUCAUUGGAACCCUGCUGGUCAUGGGGGUGUUCGACGAUGAUGACGUUCGGCAGAUCCUCCUCCUGAUCGAUCCCACUGUGUUUGGAGAGCACAGUGGGGAGACAGAAGAGGGGGCAGAGAAGGAGGAAGUGACUCAGGUGGAGGAGAAGGCAGUGGAGGCUGGGGAAAAGGCCAGCAAGGAGGCUCCAGUCAAAGGCUUGUUACAGACCAGGUUACCGGAGCCUGUCAAGCUGCAGAUGUGUGAGCUCCUCAGCUACUUCUGUGACUGUGAGCUGCAGCACCGAGUGGAGGCCAUUGUGGCAUUUGGCGACCUUUAUGUCUCCAAGCUCCAGGCCAAUCAGAAGUUCCGUUACAAUGAGCUCAUGCAGGCCCUGAACAUGUCUGCAGCCCUGACCGCCCGGAAGACCAAGGAGUUCCGCUCACCCCCCCAGGAGCAGAUCAACAUGCUUCUUAACUUUCAUCUGGGAGAGAACUGCCCCUGCCCAGACGAGAUCCGGGAGGAGCUGUAUGACUUCCACGAUGACCUUCUCACUCACUGUGGGGUUCCCCUGGAGGAAGAGGAAGACGAGGAGGAGGACACCUCCUGGACUGGAAAACUCUGUGCCUUGGUGUAUAAAAUCAAAGGCCCUCCCAAGCCAGAGAAGGAGAAGCCGACAGAGGAGGAAGAGAGCUGCCCUACGACACUGAAGGAGCUCAUCUCACAGACGAUGAUCCGCUGGGCCCAAGAGGACCAGAUCCAGGACGCAGAACUAGUCCGGAUGAUGUUCAGCCUCCUCCGGAGACAGUACGACAGCAUCGGGGAGCUGCUGCAGGCGCUGCGGAAGACCUACACCAUCAGCCAGGCCUCCGUGGGCGACACCAUCAACCUGCUGGCUGCCCUGGGCCAGAUUCGCUGCCUGCUCAGUGUCAGGAUGGGCAAAGAAGAGGAGAUGCUCAUGAUCAAUGGGCUGGGAGACAUAAUGAACAACAAGGUGUUUUACCAGCACCCCAACCUCAUGCGAGUCCUCGGCAUGCACGAGACAGUGAUGGAGGUGAUGGUGAACGUGUUGGGCGCAGAGAAAUCUCAGAUUGCUUUCCCAAAGAUGGUUGCUAGCUGUUGCCGCUUCCUUUGCUAUUUCUGUCGAAUUAGCCGGCAAAAUCAGAAGGCCAUGUUUGAGCAUCUCAGUUACCUGCUGGAGAACAGCAGUGUUGGCCUAGCCUCCCCAUCGAUGAGGGGAUCCACUCCGCUGGAUGUGGCAGCUUCCUCCGUGAUGGACAACAAUGAGUUAGCGCUGGGCUUAGAGGAGCCAGACCUCGAGAAGGUGGUGACCUACUUGGCAGGCUGUGGGCUACAGAGCUGCCCCAUGCUUCUGGCCAAAGGGUACCCUGAUGUGGGCUGGAACCCCAUUGAAGGGGAGCGUUACCUGUCCUUCCUGAGGUUUGCUGUCUUCGUGAACAGUGAAAGUGUGGAAGAAAAUGCUAGUGUCGUGGUCAAGCUGCUCAUCAGACGCCCCGAGUGCUUCGGCCCAGCCCUGCGGGGUGAAGGAGGGAACGGUCUGCUGGCGGCUAUGCAAGGUGCCAUUAAGAUCUCUGAGAACCCAGCCCUCGACCUCCCCUCUCAGGGAUACAAGAGAGAAGUACCACUUGGCAAAAUCAAGAAGUUGCCAAGCUCUUUGAGCAACAUCGUGCCUCCCUACAGCUUCAGCACGGGAGGGAACUGUGUAGAGGCUGAAAGACCUCGACUGGAGAAGGAAAUUUAUCGUUGGCCAGCCAGAGAGUCCCUGAAAACCAUGUUGGCCAUGGGCUGGACUGUGGAGAGGACCAAAGAGGGAGAAGCCCUAGUUCAACAGCGAGAAAACGAGAAGCUCCGAAGCAUGUCCCAGGCCAGCCAGGGCAACAGCUACAGUCCAGCCCCCCAGGACCUCUCCAAUGUGGUGCUCUCCAGAGAGCUCCAGGGAAUGGUGGAGGUGGUAGCUGAGAACUAUCACAAUAUCUGGGCCAAGAAGAAGAAGCUGGAGCUAGAGAGCAAAGGUGGUGGCAGUCACCCUCUUUUGGUACCAUAUGACACCUUGACUGCCAAGGAAAAGUUUAGGGACCGAGAAAAGGCACAGGACCUGUUUAAAUUCCUCCAAGUGAACGGCAUCGUGGUGUCUAGAGGUAUGAAGGAUAUGGAGCUGGAUGCCUCCUCCAUGGAAAAGAGGUUUGCCUAUAAAUUUUUGAAGAAGAUCCUGAAAUAUGUUGAUUCUGCUCAAGAGUUUAUUGCCCAUUUGGAAGCCAUUGUCAGCAGUGGGAAAACUGAAAAGUCUCCCCAUGACCAGGAGAUCAAAUUCUUUGCCAAAGUUCUCCUCCCACUGGUUGACCAGUACUUCACCAAUCACCGCCUCUUCUUCCUGUCAUCCCCUCUGAAGCCCCUUAGCAGCAGCGGGUAUGCCUCCCAUAAGGAGAAAGAAAUGGUGGCCAGCCUGUUCUGCAAACUUGCUGCUCUUGUUCGACACAGGAUCUCCCUCUUUGGAAGUGAUUCUACUACGAUGGUGAGCUGUCUUCACAUCUUAGCUCAGACUCUUGACACAAGGACUGUCAUGAAGUCAGGCUCAGAGCUGGUGAAGGCCGGGUUACGAGCAUUCUUUGAAAAUGCUGCGGAGGACUUAGAGAAGACUUCCGAAAACCUGAAGCUCGGGAAGUUUACCCAUUCCAGAACGCAGAUUAAAGGCGUUUCCCAGAACAUUAACUACACCACAGUGGCGCUGCUCCCCAUCCUGACGUCCAUCUUUGAGCACGUGGCUCAGCAUCAGUUCGGGGUGGAUUUACUCUUGGGUGACGUGCAGAUUUCAUGCUACCACAUACUGUUCAGCCUGUACUCCCUUGGGACGGGAAAGAACAUCUAUGUUGAAAGACAACGUCCUGCCCUUGGAGAAUGUCUGGCUUCCCUGGCAGCUGCCAUCCCAGUGGCAUUCCUGGAGCCCACCCUUAACCGCUACAAUCCACUCUCAGUCUUCAACACCAAAACCCCCAGGGAGAGAUCUAUUCUGGGGAUGCCAGACACGGUGGAAGAGAUGUGUCCUGACCUCCCCCAGCUGGAAGGCCUGAUGAAGGAAAUCAACGACCUGGCCGAGUCGGGGGCCCGGUACACGGAGAUGCCCCACAUCAUCGAGGUGAUCUUGCCCAUGCUCUGCAACUACCUGUCCUACUGGUGGGAGCGAGGGCCCGAGCACCUGCCGCCCAGCACUGGGCCCUGGUGCACCAUGGUCACCUCUGAACACCUCAGUGUCAUCUUGGGCAACAUUCUGAAAAUCAUCAACAACAACCUGGGCAUCGAUGAGGCCUCCUGGAUGAAGCGCAUUGCAGGUACCAUAGAUGCCUUUCUCCCUUGGCCCUGGCUCAGGGACCAAGAUAGCUUUUUGAAGCAAACAUUCCUGCCCCACUCCCCAGCUAAUCCAGGCCCCUCAGACCUCCAGGAAGCCCUUCUUGAUAAACUCUACCUAACUCAGACAAGCAUUGCUUCAUUCGCCUUUGGUACAUCUAACUGGCUCAAAAGCCCCGAUGCUGAUUCUGACCAGCUCUUCCGCAUGGUGGCAGAGGUCUUCAUCCUGUGGUGUAAAUCUCACAACUUCAAGAGGGAAGAGCAAAAUUUUGUGAUUCAGAAUGAAAUUAAUAAUUUGGCAUUUUUAACUGGAGACAGCAAAAGCAAGAUGUCAAAAGCCAUGCAAGUAAAGUCUGGAGGACAGGACCAGGAACGGAAGAAGACGAAGCGGAGGGGAGACUUGUACUCCAUCCAGACCUCCCUCAUCGUGGCGGCACUCAAGAAAAUGCUGCCCAUUGGUUUGAAUAUGUGCACCCCGGGCGAUCAGGAGCUGAUCUCCCUGGCAAAGGCACGAUACAGCUAUAGGGACACAGAUGAAGAGGUGAAGGAACACCUGCGGAAUAAUUUGCACUUGCAGGAAAAGUCUGAUGACCCAGCUGUAAAGUGGCAAUUGAACCUCUACAAGGAUGUGUUGAAGAGCGAAGAACCUUCCAAUCCAGAAAAGACAGUGGAGCGUGUGCAGAGAAUUUCAGCAGCAGUCUUCCACCUGGAGCAGGUGGAGCAGCCUUUGAGGUCCAAGAAGGCAGUUUGGCACAAACUGUUGUCAAAGCAGCGGAAACGGGCAGUGGUGGCCUGUUUCAGGAUGGCCCCUCUAUACAACCUGCCCAGGCACCGCUCUAUUAACCUCUUCCUCCAUGGCUAUCAGAGAUUUUGGAUAGAAACAGAGGAGUAUUCCUUUGAAGAGAAACUAGUACAGGAUUUGGCUCAAUCUCCCAAGGUGGAAGAGGAGGAGGAGGAGGAGACGGACAAGCAGCCAGACCCGCUUCACCAGAUCAUUCUCCAUUUCAGCCGCAAUGCUCUCACGGAGAGGAGCAAAUUGGAAGACGACCCUCUGUACACCUCCUACUCCAGCAUGAUGGCCAAGAGUUGUCAGAGUGGGGAGGACGACGAAGAAGAGGAAGACAAGGAAAAAACAUUUGAAGAGAAAGAAAUGGAAAAGCAGAAAACCCUCUAUCAGCAAGCUCGGCUGCAUGAGCGUGGUGCCGCAGAGAUGGUCCUUCAGAUGAUAAGUGCCAGCAAAGGUGAGAUGAGCCCCAUGGUGGUGGAGACUCUGAAGCUGGGGAUCGCCAUCCUGAAUGGAGGCAACGCGGGUGUGCAACAGAAAAUGUUAGAUUACCUAAAGGAGAAAAAGGAUGCCGGAUUCUUUCAAAGCCUUUCUGGUCUUAUGCAGUCUUGCAGUGUCCUUGAUUUGAACGCAUUUGAGAGGCAGAAUAAAGCUGAAGGCCUGGGGAUGGUUACUGAGGAAGGAACACUCAUUGUUCGUGAGCGUGGUGAAAAAGUACUCCAGAAUGACGAGUUUACACGAGAUCUCUUUAGAUUCCUACAGUUACUCUGUGAAGGACAUAACAAUGACUUUCAGAACUUCCUGCGGACUCAGAUGGGCAACACCACCACUGUGAAUGUCAUCAUCAGCACUGUGGACUACCUUCUGCGUCUUCAGGAAUCAAUCAGUGAUUUCUACUGGUAUUAUUCAGGGAAGGACAUCAUUGAUGAAUCUGGACAGCACAAUUUCUCCAAAGCUCUGGUGGUCACCAAGCAGAUUUUCAAUUCUCUUACUGAAUACAUCCAGGGGCCUUGCAUUGGGAACCAACAGAGCCUGGCUCACAGCAGGCUGUGGGACGCAGUGGUCGGCUUCCUCCACGUCUUUGCUAACAUGCAAAUGAAACUCUCUCAGGAUUCCAGUCAGAUCGAGCUGCUGAAGGAACUCUUGGAUCUCCUUCAGGACAUGGUGGUGAUGCUUCUGUCCCUCCUGGAAGGGAAUGUGGUAAAUGGAACUAUUGGCAAGCAGAUGGUUGACACACUGGUAGAAUCAUCUACCAAUGUAGAAAUGAUCUUGAAAUUCUUUGACAUGUUCUUGAAACUUAAAGACUUAACCAGCUCAGACACCUUCAAAGAAUAUGACCCAGAUGGUAAAGGGAUUAUCUCCAAAAAAGAAUUCCAGAAGGCCAUGGAAGGGCAGAAACAGUACACACAGUCAGAGAUUGACUUUCUCCUUUCGUGUGCAGAAGCUGAUGAGAAUGACAUGUUUAACUACAUGGAUUUUGUAGACCGGUUCCAUGAGCCGGCCAAGGACAUAGGGUUUAAUGUGGCAGUGUUACUGACAAAUCUCUCCGAGCAUAUGCCAAAUGAUUCUCGGCUUAAGUGUCUGUUGGACCCAGCAGAAAGUGUGCUAAAUUACUUCGAACCAUACCUGGGACGCAUUGAGAUUAUGGGUGGAGCCAAGAAAAUUGAGCGUGUUUAUUUUGAGAUCAGUGAAUCCAGCCGAACUCAAUGGGAAAAGCCCCAAGUGAAGGAAUCUAAGCGACAGUUCAUCUUUGAUGUUGUCAAUGAAGGUGGGGAGCAAGAAAAAAUGGAACUGUUUGUGAACUUCUGUGAGGAUACCAUCUUUGAAAUGCAGUUAGCAUCUCAGAUCUCUGAAUCUGACUCAACCGACAGGCCAGAAGAGGAGGAGGAGGAGGAGGAAGACGAAGAUUCUUCUUACACGUUAGAAAUUGAGGGUGAAGAGGAGGAGAAGUCUUUUGAGUCUGCCUCUGCGUUUGCCAUGGCCUGUGCCUCAGUAAAGAGAAAUGUUGCCAACUUUCUAAAGAGGGCAACCCUGAAAAACCUCAGGAAGCAAUACAGGAAGGUGAAAAAGAUGACUGUGAAGGAGCUGGUGAAGGUGUUACUCUCUUUCUUCUGGAUGUUGUUCGUGGGACUAUUCCAAUUGUUCUUCGCCAUAUUGGGAGGAAUCUUUCAGAUCCUCUGGAACACAGUGUUUGGAGGGGGCCUGGUAGAAGGAGCAAAGAACAUCAGGGUGACCAAGAUCCUGGGGGACAUGCCUGAUCCAACCCAAUUUGGUAUCCAUGAUGAUGCUAUGGAGGCUGAGAGGGCAGAAGUGACUGAGCCAGGUAUCACCACUGAACUAGUACACUUCAUAAAGGGUGAGAAAGGAGAUGCAGAUAUUAUGUCAGGUGUUUUUGGACUCCACUCAAAGAAAGAAGGUGGCUUAAAGCAUGGGCCCGAAGUGGGUUUGGGUGACUUCUCGGAGAUUAUUGGCAAGGAUGAACCCCCUACACUAGAGAGUACUGUACGGAAGAAAAGGAAAGCACAGGCAGCAGAGAUGAAAGCAGCUCAUGAUUCAGAAGGAAAAGUAGAACCCGAGAAGGCAGACAUGGAAGAUGGAGAGAAGGAGUAUAGAGCCAGAGAAGGAGAGGAAGCCAAGGCCCUGUGGACAGAAGCGACCAAAAAGAAGAAGCGACAGCAUGGCCAGAAAGUUGAGAAGCCUGAAGCCUUCACGGCCAAUUUCUUUAAAGGGCUGGAAAUCUAUCAGACCAAGUUGCUGCACUACCUGGCCAGGAAUUUCUACAACCUGAGGUUCCUUGCUCUGUUUGUAGCCUUCGCUAUCAACUUCAUCCUGCUCUUUUACAAGGUCACUGAAGAUCCUUUAGAAGAAGAGACAGAGGACGUUACAAACCUGUGGCAUUCCUUCAAUGACGAGGAAGAGGAAGAAGCAGUGGUGUUCUUUGUCCUGCAGGAGAGCACUGGGUAUAUGGCCCCGACGCUGCGGGCGCUGGUCAUUAUCCACACCAUCAUCUCCUUCGUCUGUGUGGUGGGCUAUUACUGCCUGAAGGUCCCCUUGGUGGUAUUCAAGAGGGAAAAAGAAAUUGCCAGGAAGCUGGAGUUCGAUGGCCUGUAUAUCACAGAACAGCCAUCUGAAGAUGACAUCAAGGGGCAGUGGGACCGCCUGGUAAUCAACACACCAUCUUUUCCUAAUAACUACUGGGACAAAUUUGUAAAGAGAAAGGUGAUCAACAAGUAUGGAGAUCUGUAUGGAGCAGAACGCAUUGCUGAACUCCUAGGUUUGGACAAAAAUGCCCUUGACUUUAGCCCAGUCGAAGAAACCAAAGCAGAGGAGGCCUCUCUGGUGUCAUGGCUGAGUUCCAUCGACAUGAAGUACCAUAUCUGGAAGCUGGGAGUGGUUUUUACCGACAAUUCCUUUCUCUACCUUGCCUGGUACACAACCAUGUCCAUCCUGGGCCACUACAACAACUUCUUCUUCGCUGCUCAUCUGCUGGAUAUCGCCAUGGGCUUCAAGACACUGAGGACGAUUCUAUCAUCUGUAACUCACAACGGCAAACAGCUCGUUUUGACUGUUGGUCUCCUGGCCGUGGUGGUUUAUCUGUACACUGUGGUGGCUUUCAACUUCUUCCGCAAGUUCUACAACAAAAGUGAGGAUGACGACGAGCCGGAUAUGAAGUGUGAUGACAUGAUGACGUGUUACCUAUUCCACAUGUACGUGGGUGUGAGAGCUGGAGGCGGCAUUGGUGAUGAAAUUGAAGACCCUGCUGGGGAUCCUUAUGAAAUGUACCGCAUAGUCUUUGACAUCACCUUUUUCUUCUUUGUCAUUGUCAUCUUGUUGGCCAUCAUUCAAGGUCUUAUUAUUGAUGCUUUUGGAGAGCUAAGAGACCAGCAGGAACAAGUGAGAGAAGAUAUGGAGACUAAAUGUUUCAUCUGUGGGAUCGGCAAUGAUUACUUCGACACGACUCCUCAUGGUUUUGAGACACAUACAUUACAAGAGCACAACUUAGCCAACUACUUGUUCUUCCUGAUGUAUUUGAUUAACAAAGAUGAAACAGAGCACACGGGUCAGGAAUCUUAUGUCUGGAAGAUGUACCAGGAAAGGUGUUGGGAUUUCUUCCCAGCUGGUGACUGCUUUCGGAAACAAUAUGAGGAUCAGCUCAGCUAAAUAUGAAUGAAAGAAACUCCACAAUUCUGGACUGUCAACUUGCAGUGAAAUCAAAAACCCUUCUUUUAUACUUCUGCAACAUUUUUGAAAGGUGACAUUUUCUAAAUGCUUCCCUUUACAACAAGAAAGUGUUGGUUAAAACUCUGAUAUUUUUAAAUUGAUUGGGCUUUUUGUGCCUAAUGGACAGACCCUGUGGGCGAUAUCCUGUCAAAAUGUUCAGAGAGAAAUAGAGAUGACAAAGGGUAGUCAAGGACUCUCUAGCCCAAUGCCUGCAAGGUUUUCAGUUCUAACGUAACCUGUUUGUCGGGAUAGCACCACUGAGGAAAGGACUCGAAAUAUGAAGUCUUGGAUGCAUAAUAUAUGAAAUUCUAAACACUUGACUGUCACAUGACAGUAUCCACUAGUGACUCAUGGUCUGAACUACAAAAAAAACAAAAAUCAUUGUAACUGCAGUCUAAUUUUUUCCCAUGGUACUUGCUAGUGAAUGUAUCCAGACUCACCUUGAAAAGCUUUAAGCAGUUAAAGAAAUAGAAAAAACAAACCAACACUUUGUCGACACUGAAAUAUCGAUUAAGUGCCUUAAAAACCUCUUUAGAUAUAGCUAUGCAAGUUUUUUAUGUUCCCGAUGGACAGGUUCAAUUAGUUGUGUUGAUCUUUUGUCUUACUUUAAGAAACUGCACUUGAAGGUUAUUAAUACAAUUAUUUUUUUCAGUAACAGCUUGUUAACUGCUGUUAUUAGAAGAAAAGUACUGUACUGAAAAGUCGAAGAAAAAUCUCAGUCUUAUGCCAAAUUGAGUAAUGCUUUACGGUCCCUUGUAAGUAGUAGAGCUGCUAUGUUUAGGUGACUCUCCUUAACUAAAAUGAAGUGCCCACUGCAAUAAAGUAAUACAUACAUAUC